GAACGUCGACGCAAGUCAAAUAGAGAGCUGAACGAACAUUGCGUUGCGCUAGAUGAGGACCAUGUGUUCGCCUGUCAGUCGAGCGAUAUUUUGACGUUCGGUGCGGUAACACAAAAGUGCGCUUUGUUUAUAGUGAAGCAGAUCGGGCGGAGCGAAACACAUGCGAAAACAUUGGAGGAGAUCAGCAAUUUCCUGACAGCUGAGGACGUCGUUGUGGUCGUCGUGGACGUCGCGACGCAGGGCGAGCGCCGCAUGCGACCCCGCAAUACAACAACACUUCAAUAAAUCGACUAUAGAAAUUUCUGAAAUUCGUCGCGAUGGUCUUCGAAUCGGUUGUGACGGACGUGCUGAAUCGCUUCCUGGGGAACUACGUCGAGAAUUUGGAUGCAACGCAGCUGAAAAUCGGCAUCUGGGGCGGUGAUGUUGUCCUCAACAAUUUAGAGUUGAAGCAGUCCGCGUUGAGUGAAUUGGAUCUGCCCGUGCAGACGGUCUAUGGACGCUUAGAAAAAUUGGUAUUGAAAAUACCUUGGAAGAAUCUUUAUGGCGCAGCCGUCGAGGUGUCCGUGGAAGGACUGUACUUACUUGUGCAACCCAACAAGGAAGUCAAGUAUGACCCUGAGAAGGAGGAGCACCGCCACCAGGAGUUCAAGCAAGCACAACUGGAGAGGUUGGAGGCCGCCAAAGCAAUGAAAGGCAUCAAGAAAGGCGAUGAUUCGUUCGUGGAAAAGUUGGUCGCACAAAUCAUCAAGAACGUGCAAUUAUCCAUCAAAAAGAUUCACGUGAGAUACGAGGAGAAGCGGUUGGAAAGGCCUUAUGCUAUGGGUGUUACGCUGAACAAUCUUCAAGUGCAGACCACUGAUGAGAAUUGGAAGGCUGCCAUCGUCCAAGAAGCUAUCUCGAUGAUCUACAAAGUUGUCUGCCUAGAUAGUUUAUCCGUUUAUUGGAACUGUGACACAGAAAUGUUCAGCGAUAUUCAGGACAAGGACCGACUCAUCGAAGUUUUUCAGCGAGACAUCGCUUCCAGAGACAACGUUCUUCCGAAUUACAAAUACAUAUUGGGACCCAUUAACUCCGACGCCCGAUUGAUAAUGAAUAUGAAACCGGAAAACGACAAACCGCCAAUGUCCACACCAAAGGCCCACGCUGAACUCAUAAUCGACAAUCUGGCAAUCGGAAUUACCAAGGACCAAUAUAGAGAUGUGGUAGAAUUUGCGGAUUCGAUGAGUCUGCAGACUUGCGGGUUGCCGUAUCGGAAAUACCGACCGAACGUGUCCUCUUAUCGCGGACAUUACAAAGAAUGGUGGAAGUUUGCGUACACUUGUAUCGUGGAGACGGAGGUCAAGAGGCGCAGAAAGGAAUGGGAUUGGGUCCACAUGCUGGAGCACCGGAAAAAAUGCAAGGACUACGCGGAGUUGUACAAGACAAAGAAAGUUCAGAAAAAACUUACCAACGAUGAUGAAUCGAACUUGUCGAAUCUUGAGAAGCACUUAGAUUUCUUCAAUCUAGUAUUAAUUCGUGAACGCAUGCAGCUUGAAAUAGAUAAAUUGAAUAAGAUGGUCGAAGAUAACAAACCGAAGACUUGGUUUGGAACGAUUUGGAAUCGUUUGAGCAGUAAUAGCGCCCAUGAGAUCGACGAAUCAACCAAUAUUUUGUCCAAAUUCCAACAGGCUAUGACCAGUGAUGAGAAAGAAAAACUUUUUGCCGCUAUUGAUUACCAAGAGAACAUGCAGCCGGAGAAUUAUCCGGAGUCCUAUGUGGGUGUGGUCGUGAAGUUUCAUCUGAAGAAUUUUGAGAUUAAUAUUAGCAACGACACCAAGAAUAUCUCGAGCGUUAUUAAAACGAAGUUGCAGAAUGUGCGAUGUCACAUCGAGCAGCGACCUAAGAAAAACGGGCUCAAGAUUGGAGUAAACAUUCAGGAUUUAAGCAUGUAUGGCAUGCAACAAUCUGACGGUAAUAUCCCAGAAAUUAUCACAUCACAGGUGGACGAUUCUGGAACAUUAUUAGACGUACUUUUUGAAACGAGUCCGGUUGGUACGGACUACGGACAGCGGAUUCACGUAUCCGUGGAACCUUUGAAGAUUGUCUACGACGCUGCAACAAUACGCGAAGUGAUUUCCGUUUUCAAAGUUCCUUCGUAUAGUGCUCUAGAACAGUUGUCUCAAGUCACUGCAGCCCAGUUGAGUCAAUUUAGAGAGAUGUCGGCUGCAGGAUUGCAACACGUAAUCGAGCAGCAUGCACGCAUGGAUUUAGACAUCAAAUUAGCUGCUCCUUACGUGGUUAUGGCCUACAAUGGUUGUUAUACCGGUAACGAGAAUGUACUUGUGGUAAAUUUGGGUCGCCUCCGGUUCAAAUCAAUUGAACGCGACGUAACCGAAAAUCCACCAGCUAAUGUCUCAGAGAUGUACAAGCGUGGAAUCAACAAGGAAGAUAUGAUGCAUGAGCUCAUGUCGCAGAGUUACGACCGAUUCACUCUAGACAUUUACAACGUGCAAAUUCUUUUGGCUCAGAGCGACGAGAAUUGGCUGGAUUGUAUAGGUCAAGGGUACGAUAAGGGAAUUUCACACAUGCGAAUCUUAGAACCAUUAGAUCUUCACUUCAUUCUGGAAACCUGCUUGAUAACAGACGACGUCAAGCUACCAGCAACCAAAGUCGCCGGCGUAUUACCUUCGGUUUUGGUCAACAUCACAGACACCAGAUUGCUUCUGUUACUCAGCCUCUUACAAUCGAUCCCUACAGAUUUUGGAGAAGAGACUGUGCAUAUAGAACAUUUGCCGCGAAGCGUUAGCUCUACAUCGCUAUACAGGCAUAACGAUAUGUCAGACGUUAUUGUUCAUCCCAGGAAGUCAACCGCCGCCGUGAACGUUGUCCAAUUAACCAAGAUGCAGGUAGACUUCGAGCUUAAAGACAUUACGAUAAAGUUGUCUCAUCAGGAAAUGCUCUCAUCGCCUAUCGAAGAUGUAGCCAUCCUGAACGUGCACUCUAUGAGGUGUCACAUGGUUCAGCAAACAUUCAACAUGGAUGUGGAUGUCUCAUUAGCAAGCAUAUCGAUGUCUCAAUUCCUCAACGGUCUUAAUCAACCGAUCGAGGUUAUUUCAACACCGAGAUCAGACAAGGACUUCCUUUUUAACGUUAAAUUCUUACAAGUUGAUAAAAAGUCCCCCGACUUUGUCACGAAAUACGAGGCUUGCGAGGCCUUGCUUUCCGUCGAUUUUGCGAUCUUAGCUUUGCGUUUGCACCAGGAAGGUUUGCAGGAUCUGAUGCGAUUUGCAAACGACUUACAAUGUCAAUUAAACGAUAUUACUGAAAAACCUAGGCAAAAAUCUCGAAUUUCUAGACUUAGUAGUACCAGCAGCUCUACUUCGAGAAGAAGGAGCGGAAGCUUACAUAGGUUAUCAGUUAUCUCCCAUAUAUCAGAAAAGCAGUUGAAUAUUAGAAAACCCAAAUCACGGACGUUGGUGUUGUUUAAGUUGAAGGCGCGUUUGAACGAGGUUUCGGUUAUGUUCGAGAAUAUAAAUACCCGUAUCUCUUUGAUCUCAAUCAAUGGGCUCAGUUCAGACAUCACCAUGAAGAACUAUUCUACCGCUAUCAAUCUUACCUUGACAAACCUUCAGAUUCUAGACAUGAACAAAGAGAAUAUUCACAACAAGAUACUCACUGUAGCCGAAGACCAGGAAGCAUUGGAUGUAAAAAUUGUUAUCCAUAAUUUGGAGCCUGGUGACACGACUACUGUCGAUAUGGAGGUCGCUGUUAAGUUGGGUUGCAUGAAAGUGUCGUUUGUAAACUGGUACAUUUCUAAUAUGAUUGAUUUCAUGAAUCGCUUCCAAGUAGCACAAAGAGCAAUCGCUGAAGCAUCUGAGAAAGCAGCGAGAACUGCGAAGGAGAACAUGCAGAGUAUUUAUGAAAAGGCCACCAAGAUAUCGCUAGAUAUACACUUGAAAGCGCCAGAGAUAAUAAUUCCAGAGAACUCGAAAAGUCUGAGCGGUCUGCUGGUCGAUCUAGGUUUCAUCACCAUCACCAACAAAUUUAACGAUCUGGAUAUAAAGAACGAAGCCGGUUAUCGAGUUGUCAUCGAUGAGCUAAUGCUGAAAUUAGAACGACUAGGUUUCGAAAGCAUUAAAAUGAAUGAGAAUCUAGAAAUUAUCGAGAGGGAGACCUUAAUUGAACCGGUUACCUUCACUCUUGAUGUUAGCAGGAAUCUCUCGACCUGGUACAAGGCGGUACCCGACUUGGACAUCAAUGGACACAUCGACUCGAUUCAUUUGCUAUUGGGUGAACCAGAUUACAGGACAAUGAUGCAGGUAUUGAAUGGGAACCUAUCUGAAGGAAAUGUAUAUGUCCAGGAAGCCGGUGACUCAAUUCUUGUAGACCAAUUUGAUAGGGAAGCGGAUGCUUCGGACGAUCCUACUGGAGAUGCGAAGAUAAACAACGCACCAGGCACAGGGGACGAUUCACUAGUCACAACCACUCUCCGUUGGAACUUCAUUAUGAAAUGCUUUAAGAUCAAUCUAUUUGUUCUGAAUAGCGAAGGCAAACGGGAGGGUUUGGCCGAGUUGGCGCUUGAAGGUUUUGCAGUGCGGGGAAGAUUGUUAUCCAACAAUUCGAUGUCAAACGCCCUGCUACUAGUAAACUGCUUGCUCACAGACACUAGACCUGGAAGGGAGGAUAAGAUCAAUUGCCUCUUCAGUCGCACUGCAGACCCAGUGGAAGAACGUGGCGUUCCGGACAGCGUUCUGGGGCUUAACAGAAACAUGAUUGAUAUUACCUUCACUAAGAAGGAAGAUACAUUUAUCGACAUCAGGAUUUACAGUUUUACAUUUAUUGUCUCCAUGGAAUAUAUGCUUAAGCUUUCAAACUUUUUCACUGGAGCGUUAGUCGUUCCGCAGGCCCAAGUCAAAACAACGAAGCAGCAGCCUGUUGCGACUACUACAGAAGCGAAGGAAACUAUGAUGUCGCUAACGUUAAAAUUGGAGAAACCCCAUAUUAUCUUGGUCGAAAGCAUGGAUAGGAUCGAUACAAGAGCAUUAAUCCUAAAUAGUGAAAUUCAACUGAAGCUGCGAUUGAUCGGUACACAUCAGAGUAUCAACGGCAAUAUAAAAGACAUGCAAAUGUACACGUGCAUCUUCGAUCCGAAAUUGCGACAAUCUACAAGGAAUCCGGUCUUGGAACCUUUGACGAUUAGUGUGGCUGGAUCCACGCCUGAAGGAAAGGGACUGCACAUUGAAAUUUAUCUAACUGACGUAUGCAUUAGCGUAUCCUUGUACACAAUAGAAGUGUUGAAUAGGAUUAUGGCUUCUUUAUCUCCUGCAAGUGCGCUUGAAGAGAAUGAAGAGGGAAACCAGCAUAUUGAUUUCACGGAUAUGUGGAAUUUUAAUAAAAAUACUGAUUUUUGGUUCCUCAAGAAAGAAGACACGGCCGCAGAUGCCUUGGUAGCUUUUAAUGUGGACUCCUGCGGCAAUGAGGUACCCACUAAACUGAGUGAGUUGUGUAUCGUGAAUAUGCCUUCUAUCUUGUUAACGUUGGAAGCCGGCGUCGGUAACAACACAUUCCCCAUGCUUUUACUCCAAUCCAGUUUCGACGGAAGAAUUCAUGAUUGGAGUUCACAGAUCUUUAUAGAAUCUAUCCUCACCAUUCAAAUGAGUUACUACAACAGUUUCUUAGCUAUCUGGGAACCUUUGAUCGAACCCAUACAAGAGAUCAAAAAUGGAGUCACCUUACACAAACCUUGGGAAUUAAAAUUAGAAGUGGCGAUGAACGAUCCGACCGAUAGCAAUGAACAAUCAAUGAAUGGAUCGAUGGUCGCGCAAGAGGGAGGCGAGAUCAUCGAGCAGAUUCAGACAACUGCCGCAUGCGUAAUUGACGUUUCUUCUGCAUAUAAUCUUGAGUUGACCCUCACGAAGACCAGCAUCGAAGUGCUUUCGAGUUUGGGCAAACUUUUCGCAGCCGCCGUUAAAGAUUCAGAAGCGUCCUUUGCCAAGACGGAAAUCUCUGCUCCUUAUAAACUGAUCAACGUGACUGGAAUUCCCGUCGAUCUUCUACUUAGCGAUGAUUCUCAUUUUUGUUUGGCAAAGAACAGUGAGAUGACCAAUCUUGUGCAUCUGGAGUCUGGAGCCGAAAUCGAAUUGGAGCUACGCGAUCAGACGGACAGGCCGAACGAUGCUAGGAAUUUAGCCAAAAUACUAAACGGCACUGCCAAGACAAUUGAUCGUUUCUUGACCAUCGAAGUUAAAGAUAUGAACUGCAAGUUGCAUCUGCCUGUGAUAAAGGCAGACAAGAGGUUCUUCAUGAUGAAGAAAAAGGCAAUUUACUGGGGUCUCGUUUCUUCGGUAAAAGUUGUCAAUGGGGUCACCAAAAUCACACUUAGCAGUUCUCUAAAAGUUUAUAACAAAUUUUCUGUUCCGAUUGAUAUGUAUUAUAUGAGGGACAGCGGUAAUGAAUUAGAGUUUAUAGCCACAAUCUCUCCUGAAUCUGCGAUGUAUGUACCGAUGCGUGCCGUCUACUCUCAAACCAGUGAGCUGUUCUUCUCGGUGGUCAACUAUUCCGUUACGACUACUCCCUAUGUUUGGAAGGAUCUUCAGUUGAAUGUAGCCUUAUCAAAGACCUUAACUUGCUCCUCCAAAACCGCAAAAGACGAAUCUUUUGUCAUACGCGCUGUGGGUCAAAUGGAGCAAAUUUACUUCGAGAAUACUAUCAAACACACGAUGGUUAGUACCGUGUACAACAUUUUCUUGAGGCCAGCAGUCAUUUUCAAAAAUUGUCUUCCAAUCGACAUAGAACUGUGCGUGCAGAAUGUGGUUGGAGAUCAUCUGAUCAAACCGGGAGACAUCCUCGAAAUUCCCAAUGUUGAGCCGGGUAAAACUUAUAUCGUUAUAAGACUACCCCUCUAUCUGGAGAAGGAGUGGUCGUGUCAACAUGAUGUUUCCCAGAAUCCGGUACCGUUCACCGUUUGGACCUUCGAUAGUUAUGAUAGUUCACAGAAGGUGUCCCUUGAUUUGGGCAUGCACAUCCUUGUUGAGAAUGAAAGUUUCAUCAUGAGCUUAUACUGUCCGUUCUGGAUGCUAAACAAGACUGGAUUAGCACUCUGCUACAGGAAGUCUAGAAAGACUGAGCGGAACGAGGCGUCCGGCAGCCCCGUUAAGAGCACCGAUGAGAAUGCGAACAUCCUAAAUCAUCCGGCCAAUUUCAAGGGACCCAUCUUAUUCUCAUUCAAUGCCAAGAACUUCUUCGGAAAGAAAAAGGCCUGUGUUCGCAUUGAACACGGUGAAUGGUCCGACAAGUUCUCUAUCGAUGUGGCCGGUUCUUCGGGAGUUAUCAUCUGCAAGCACAACGAAAAAUUGCAUCAGAUUGGUGUGAGCAAUCGCUUGACGUACAACGGCUUGACCAAGCAGAUCAUCUUCACGCCGUAUAACGUGAUCAUCAACAACACUCCAUUCACAGUCGAAUGUCAGGAGGUGGAACGUCCUGCAGAUCCCUGGACUCUGGUUGCCUCCAAGGCGUGUUCUUCGUUCUGGCCAUCCAGUGAAAAGGAUGAUAAAUUAAUCCGGGUGCGAAUCGCUGAUACUGAUGAGAUCACCGCUCCCUUCAUGAUCACCGAGAGCCACACUACUUUGUUGAAACUAAAGAAUAAAUAUGGCGGUAUUAACGUUGAUAUACAAAUGACUGAAGGCGCUGUUUACAUAAAUUUGGCCCUUUACGAUCACGGCAGCGCUCCUGCUCUGAUUAUCAAUAAUACGAUGCAUACCAUGAAUUUAUGGGAAAAAGGAUCAGUACAAAUUAGGAAAUUACCUCGAAAUCAAAAUAUGUAUUACACUUGGGAUAAUCCGUCAGGACCUAGGGUGUUGGUAUGGGAAGGUGGUUAUAGGAAGGAAAUGGAAAAUGAUUUGCGAAUGGACGGUGUGGGUGAAUACCCCAUCUCCGAGCAGUACAACGUAUUCUGGGUAUCCUUCCUCGAAGGAAUGCAGCGCAUCCUCCUCUUCACCAUGGAUCAGGAGGUCGCGGAAAAUGCGCAAGCCUCCAAGCAAUUCGAGCAAAUCGACAGGGAAAUAACUUUAUCCAUCUACGGCGUCGGCCUAUCUCUCGUGAAUAACAUGAAGAGACAUGAGGUGAUGUACAUUGGCAUAGCCAGCACCGGCAUUAUUUGGGAGACGUGCAAGAUGCACGGCAAACGCUACAAGCAGAUGAGCACAAAGGACAAUAUCGCCAUGGAGAAGGCUUUCCAGAUUUACAACUUGCGGCAGGUCGAGAAGCAGGACGAGACACUGCAGAAGAAGACCAUGGUCGACGAUCGCACAGAGGUCAACUUUGGUGAACUGCUUAUGCUAAAGCCGCAUAAGCGUAAAAUCAAACGGCGUUUCCAGACCGGCCUCUGGGUGCAAAUGAAGAGUAGCACCCAUCAGAUGCAGCUGCACGCCAAGGUGAACAGGCUACAGAUUGAUAAUCAGCUGUACGAUUGCACGUUCCCAGUUCUCCUGGCGCCGGUGCCUCCUCCUAAGUCGAUUUCAGUCAAUAACGCGCAUAAACCAUUCGCGGAAUUGAGUAUCGUGCAGCUCUUGAUGAAGAACAGUCAGGUGCAGCAGUUUAAGUACUUCAAGAUCCUCAUUCAAGAAUUCCAUAUCAAAGUAGACUUGGGUUUCAUCAACGCCAUCAUGGAGGUCAUGGAUACUGUUGAGAAGGAGGACGAUAUAAAGGAACGGUUCCUUUUGGAUUUGAACUUAGUCAACGAACAACUAUAUUCGCAUGUCAGCACACACUCGAUCCAAGAGCAAAAAAGUUUUUACGAUUUGCUGCACUUCUCUCCGCUCAAGAUACACGUGAGCUUCUCGAUGGUAUCUGGAGGAGGUAUUACAAAUAUGCCUAACUUCUUGAGCGUACUGCUUCAGGGUAUCGGCGUUACCCUCACCGACUUGCAGGAUGUCAUUUUCAAAUUGGCUUACUUUCAACGUGAAUACAACUUCUUGACGCAGCGGCAACUAAUUCGCGAAGCUACCGCUCACUACAUGGGUCAAACCGUGAAACAGCUGUAUGUGCUUGUCUUCGGUCUGGAUGUUAUCGGUAAUCCAUAUGGAUUGGUGUUAGGUAUUUCUCAGGGCGUAGAGGAUCUUUUCUACGAGCCAAUACAAGGGGCAAUUCAAGGUCCAGGCGAAUUCGCCGAGGGUUUGGUGCUAGGUGUUAGGAGUUUGUUUGGACACACGGUCGGAGGAGCUGCUGGUGCAGUAUCAAGGAUUACUGGGGCCAUGGGCAAAGGUAUCGCGGCGUUGACUUUUGACAAGGAAUAUCAACGAAAACGACGGGAUCAAAUCAACAAGAAGCCGGCAACGGUACAAGAAGGAAUGGCGCGGGGCGGCAAGGGUCUUGUUAUGGGAGUGGUGGACGGUUUCACCGGCAUUUUCACCAAGCCAAUAUCCGGUGCCAAAGAGCAAGGCGUUGGUGGUUUCUUCAAAGGUUUGGGUAAGGGUGCCGUCGGUUUGGUGACGCGUCCCACCGCCGGCGUCAUGGACUUUGCCAGCACCUCCUUUGACACCGUGAAGAGGGUCACCGAUUUCGGUCAUGAGGAGGCCUCGCGUUUGAGACCGCCGCGAUUCGUGAACGCUGACAUGGCUGUGCAUCCUUUCAAUAAUCUCCUGGCAGAAGGAAACAAGCUUCUCAACGAACUAGAGAAAGGCAAAUAUUAUAACACCGACAUAUAUUCCUGCCAUUUCCCGAUAAUCGAGAAGAAGGAGAUUCUGAUUCUCUCAGACAAGAGGAUGGCCUACAUCGUACACAAUGACCUGUUCGGAGGUUGGCAAGUAGACUGGUCCUAUACCUGGGGCGAAAUCGACAGGGCGCCAGAGCUGACAAACCGCGGUGUUCAGAUUUAUUUCGAAUGCAAAAAGAAAGGUAUCCUAUACAACUCGCACGAACAGAGCAAAAUGAUACUUCUCUCCAAUCCAGAACUGUGCAAGCAGAUGAUCGCCAAGAUCGUAAAGCACAUGAGCGUUACAUAAAAUAAUUCACAUGGUAUCCUGCGAUUCGUGGAACAAAUGUGUAUUAUUAACGACAUUGAAAAUGCACUUGUCGAAUCCGCGGAGCUUGGCUUCACUCCUAAAAUGAAUAAGAAGUGCACGCUUGCUUAAAAAGAAACAUAACCUUUCUGUAGAGAUUUUUAUAUAUAUAUUAUUGCCCUUUUUGUAAUAUCGGUUAUAUAUUGUUGAAUUUAAAAAAUUCUAUUUGUUUUAACAGAAAAAGAAAGAGGUAAAUAAAAC
This is a messenger RNA of Nicrophorus vespilloides, 10238 nucleotides long. RefSeq names its product vacuolar protein sorting-associated protein 13C (gene Vps13). The record is from RefSeq and is a predicted model, not a curated record. NCBI's taxonomy places the organism in Eukaryota, Metazoa, Arthropoda, Insecta, Coleoptera, Silphidae. The transcript has 32 exons. Gene Ontology annotation, cellular component: extrinsic component of membrane. The coding region runs from base 318 to 9980 and encodes 3220 amino acids. Gene Ontology annotation, biological process: protein targeting to vacuole; protein retention in Golgi apparatus.